Molecule: messenger RNA, 5010 nt
Organism: Dracunculus medinensis (Guinea worm)
Lineage: Eukaryota; Metazoa; Nematoda; Chromadorea; Rhabditida; Dracunculidae
Source: the annotation of a GenBank genome assembly
AUGAAUUGCUUGGCUUCGGUCGAAGUACCGCAUGUACUGGGAGAAUUUUGUACUGGUGAAUUUUCAGUUUCGCUCGGGUGUCGAGUUCAACCAUGCAGGACAAGUCUUCAGUUACGAUCUCUAUUAUUAGUUUUUAUACAAUUUUACUGCUUUUUAAAUCUAAUAUUAGCACAACCAGCUCAACAAACACCUUCAAUUGAUCCUCAUCACCAUAUUCCUGGAAGUAGUCCUUGUUAUGAUGAUAUGAAUCUGCCACAGCGAUGUGUUCCUGAUUUUAUUAAUGCUGCUUUCAAUUUACAAGUAGAAGUAACUAAUACAUGUGGAGUAAUUCGUCCAACAAGAUUUUGUGUUCAGUCGGGUCAUAGUGGUGUUCGAAAAGUUUGCGAUAUUUGCGAUAGUAGAGAUGAGUCAAUUGCGCAUCCUCCAUCAUAUUUAACAGAUUUUAAUAACGCAAAUAAUGAAACAUGGUGGCAGUCAGAGACUAUGAAUGAGGGAAUGCAAUAUCCAAAUUCAGUUAAUUUAACUCUCAGACUUGGAAAAACCUUCGAUAUCACAUAUGUUCGGCUAAAAUUUAUCAGUCCACGGCCAGAAAGUUUUGCUAUAUAUAAGAAAACACAUCCGGAAGACGAUUGGAUUCCUUGGCAAUACUACAGUGGUUCAUGCCGAUCUACUUAUGGUAUGCCUGAAAGAGCUCCAAUACUUCCAGGAAAUGAAGCAGUUGCUCAAUGCACUCGUGAAUUUUCCGAUAUUUCUCCAUUAACUGGUGGAAAUAUUGCUUUUUCUACUUUAGAAGGAAGACCAAGUAGCCAGAAUUUCGAAGAAAGUGAAGUUCUUCAAGAAUGGGUAACUGCAUCUGAGAUCAGAGUUGUUUUAAAUCGAAUGAAUACUUUCGGUGAUGAAGUUUUUCGCGAUCCAAAAGUGCUACGAUCUUAUUAUUAUGCAAUCUCAGAUUUUGCGGUUGGUGGUCGUUGUAAAUGUAAUGGACAUGCAAAUGAAUGUGUUAAGUCAACAGGAGGUGGUGAAGAACGAUUGGUUUGCCGCUGUGAACAUAAUACCAUGGGAGCUGAUUGUGAUCAAUGCUUACCAUUUUUCAAUGAUCGACCUUGGCAAGCCGCUACAGCAAUUGAAGCGAAUGAAUGUCUUGCCUGUAACUGUAGCCAUUUGUCUAAUCGCUGUUACUACGAUCAAGCAUUAUUCGAGAAAACUGGUAGUGGUGGACAUUGCAUCGAUUGUGCUGGUAACACUCAGGGACCUCAUUGUGAGGAAUGUGCUCCGAAUAAUUGGAGAAGACCUGGCGAUCAUUAUUGUGUUCCGUGCCAGUGCAAUGAAAUUGGUUCAAUGACUAUGCAGUGUGAUGAUACCGGUCAGUGUCCAUGUAAACCAGGUGUUGAUGGUCAGUUCUGUGAUCGGUGUAAAAACGGCUUUUAUGAAUUUAAAACUACUGGUUGCAAGAAUUGUCAAUGUGUUAAAGCAGGGUCUUUGAACAAUGAACCGAAAUGUAAUUCACAGACUGGUGAUUGUGUAUGUAAAUUGAAUGUAGAAGGACGUCAGUGUGAUAAGUGUAAACCUGGCUAUUUUGAUUUAUCAUUGGAUAAUCAGUUUGGUUGUACGCCAUGUUUCUGUUACGGGCAUUCAUCGAUAUGCACAAGUGCAGAGGGAUAUUACGCUAUGAAUAUAACAAGUUCUUUUAACGAAGGUAAGAAUAAAUGGUUGGGGAGCAGUUUGAAAGGACCUUUGGAUACACAAUGGGCCGAAAUGGAUAAAGCGAUUGCAAUUUCUGAUGUUAGCGGAACACCGGCUUACUUUUUAGCACCACAGCCUUUUCUAGGAGAUCAACGAGCCGCUUAUAAUCAAGAUCUUUCCUUCACAUUCCAUGUUCAACAGGAUCAGGUUCAACCAAGUGCAAGAGAUAUUGUCAUCGUCGGCGAAGAAGGACAAGAGUUAACCAUUCCUAUUUUUGCUCAAAAUAACCCAAUGCCAAGCACUACUGAUAGGACAUAUCGUUAUCGAAUCCAUGCAAAUCCUAUUUUCCAGUGGAGUCCAAAAUUAAAUGAACUUGAUUUUAUCGGAGUUCUUUCUAAUGUAACGGCGUUAAAAAUUCGUGGAACUUAUUCCUCCGGCGAUGUGGGAUUUCUUUCCGAUGUGCAGCUUGGUAGUGCUGGUCUUGCACCGACUGGUGAUGAACCUAAAGAAGCCAACUGGAUAGAAUCAUGCACUUGUUUGGAAGGAUUUGUUGGCCAGUUCUGUGAAUCUUGUGCUCCAGGCUAUAGACGUGAAAUGAAAUAUGGUGGUCCGUUUAAUCGUUGCGUUAAAUGUGAUUGUCAUGGUCAUUCGGAUUCUUGUGACGCUGAAUCAGGUGCUUGUAUCUGUGAGGAUAACACCGCUGGUGACACCUGUGAGCGAUGUGCACGUGGUUAUUAUGGAAAUGCACUUCAGGGUACUGAUAAAGACUGUUCUAGUUGUCCAUGUCCGGAAAAUGGUCCAUGUGUUUUGCAUUCUGAUGGCGAUGUUAUAUGUACGGAUUGUCCGAUUGGCUACACUGGCCGGCGGUGCGAUAUUUGUGCUGAUGGAUUUUUCGGUGAUCCUGGUGCUGGAACUUCAUGUGAAGAAUGUACAUGUAGCGGUAAUAUUGAUCCUAAUAGCAUUGGCAAUUGUGAUUCAAUCACAGGUGAAUGCAAAAAAUGCGUAUUUAAUACUAUUGGCUUCAACUGCGAGAAGUGCAAACCAGGUUUUUGGGGCGAUGCAUUACUUGAGCCAAAAGGUGACUGCAAGGCUUGCCGUUGUUUUGUACCGGGUACGCGGCGUCCAAAUGUUGAUUAUAAUCUGCUAGAAUGUCGUCAAAGUGAUGGCCAGUGCGAUUGUCAGCCACAUGUUAUAGGAUUACGCUGUGACCAAUGCGAGCCUGGUUAUUUCAAUUUGUCUUCUGGUGCCGGAUGUCAGGAAUGUAAUUGCGAUCCUUUGGGUAGCAUUAAUAGUACUUGUGAUAUUUCUACUGGCAAAUGUCUUUGUAAAACUGGAGUUACUGGACAAAGAUGUGAUCAGUGUGCGGUGCAACAUUAUGGUUUUGAUUCGGAAGGCUGUAAACCAUGCGAUUGCGAACCUGUUGGCUCAGAAUCACCGCAGUGUGAUGUAAAAUCAGGACAAUGUCUUUGUCGUGACCAUAUCGAAGGACGUCGUUGCGAUAAAUGUAUUGAAAAUCGCUAUAAUUUACAAGCUGGUUGCUUACCUUGCGAUGAAUGUUAUACGUUAAUUCAACAUCGUAUUAAUAAUUUCCGAAUUAACGUUUCUACUUUACAGGAAACUCUUCAAGAAAUUAUAGAAAAUCCAACACCAGUGAAUGAUAUGGAAUUUAAUGAAAAAGUGAUUAAAAUUGGCAAAGAAGUUGAAAGUUUAGCAGAACUUAUAAAUAAAAAACUUGCGGGCGAUGAUUCCCAGCUCGUUAAUGAAAUUAACAAAUUGAAGAACGAUUUGAAGGAAUCAUUAAAAUUAAUUGAUUCAGUUGAUGAUACCAUAGCAAAUGCGAAUCAGCAAGCCGAUGCAACCUAUGAAGUUCUUCUUCGUUGGAACCUUAUCCGAGAUCGUGCUCGUAGUGACUUAGAAAAUGGUUUACAUUAUCUCGAAACCGAGGGAGUUACACAAUGGGAACUCGCCCAAGAAACAUCUAAAAGAUAUGGCGAGCAAAGUCAACAAUUGUCAGAAAUCGCACAAGAAGCGCGAAAACUUGCUGAUAAGCAUGAAAAUAAAAGUCGUGAAAUUCAAAAUUUAGCUGAUAAGACGAGUAAUAUCUCAAAACUUGCACUAAUAGAAGCAAAAGAAGCAAUAUUUGGCGGUGAAGCAACGAGUAAACAAAUAGCUGAAAUGCAAGCAAAAUUAAACGAAACUGGAGAAAUUUUAAAUCAAACAAAAAAGCUUGCUGAAGAUGAAUUACGUGAAGCCGAUAAGGCGUAUAAAGCAGCAGCAGAAAGUCUAACGAAUGUUGAAGGUCUCAAGUUACCUCAUAUCGAUACACAACAGCUUCAAGAAGAUGCUAAACGUGUAGCAGAAGAGGCAAAAUUAGCUGCUGAAAAUGCUAAAGAACAAGCAGCAGCCAAUAAAGAAUUGCUAAAUAAGGCUUCGAGAAUGAUUGCUGAUGCCAAAUAUGAAUUGCAACGUGUCAAGGAUCAACAAUCAGUUUCUGACGAACUGCUUGCCGAUGUUGAUGCAGCAAGAGAUCGAGCUUUAAAAGCUGUUGAAUUAGCUGAAAAUACUCUUAAAGAAGCGAAUCAAACAUUAAAUACUUUAAAUGAUUUUCAAACUUUGGUUGAUAAAAGUAAAGCUGUUGCAUUAGAAGAAUUAGGUAAAUUGAAAGAAAUCGAAAGGCAAAUCAAAGAAGCCGAAGAAAUGACCAGGGAAGCAGAAAAUGCAAUUGGAAAUGCAAAGAAUGAUGCUGAAGCAGCUGAAAAAUUAGCCGGUGAAGCUGAAAAUGAAGCAAAAAUGAUAAGUGAAAAGGCACACGAACUUCGUAAUCAUACUGGUGAAACUCGAAAUACAGCCAAACAACUCAAAGAUGAAGCAAAUCAAUUAGUUUCUGAUAUUAUUGAAACUGCCUCAACUUUAGAUGAUUAUAGGCGUCAAGCAGAUACGGAUAAAGCACGCGCAUCUGACGCUGUAACAAAGGCUGCAUUAGCGGAAAAUGCUGCAAAUAAUGCGAAUAAAACAAUAACUGAAUCUUACGAUAAGAUUCGACGAAUAUUAGAGCAAUUAAACUCGAUGGAUAGUGUUAAUAGUGAGGAACUCGAUGAAUUAGAAAAACAGUUAGAAGAAGCUGAAAAAGUAUUAGACAGUGCAAAUCUUGAUAAGCAGGUAUCGAUGCUUAAAGAACAAAAAGUCGAGCAAGAUCGUACUAUAACUCAAUUUAAAAUCGACAUUGAUGCUUUACAAGUUGAGGUACGAAAUUUGGAAGAGAUUCGAGAAGCUUUGCCCAAUAAAUGUUUCAAUAUAAUCAACUUGGAACAAGAGGGUCAAAAGUAG